Dermacentor silvarum is the source of this 8375-nucleotide messenger RNA. Its product is annotated as histone acetyltransferase KAT6B. The transcript has 22 exons. Gene Ontology annotation, molecular function: DNA binding; histone acetyltransferase activity. Gene Ontology annotation, cellular component: MOZ/MORF histone acetyltransferase complex; nucleosome. The coding region runs from base 497 to 6655 and encodes 2052 amino acids. Lineage: Eukaryota; Metazoa; Arthropoda; Arachnida; Ixodida; Ixodidae. Gene Ontology annotation, biological process: regulation of DNA-templated transcription; nucleosome assembly. The record is from RefSeq and is a predicted model, not a curated record.
GGCGGCAGGUGGUAGCGGUUGUAGCGGCGCGGAUUAGUGAACGACGGGUAGCGUGUCCCUGUCAUUCGCGGGUAUGCGAGCGUACGGAAUCCGCGAUGGCAUCUGGCGUUUCGAGGGUCGAGGUAUAGCUUGCCGACGGCUAAGCGCGACUUCUCGGGAGACCUUCGAGCUCGCUUCCGUGCGGAUGGAUCGAUUUGUCGCUGGCGGUUUCGAAAUGUAUCAGUUUGAAACACGUCUCUACGAGCGCUUUUGUCUACGCUAAACGGCGCUGACCCCACUGCGUUUCGCUUGCGCGUCGCUCAAAGACACUGGUAUUCCGGCGCCCUUUUUCCUUCGUACAAGUUAUAUAAAGACCAUGUCGGUGGUGAGAACAUGUGUUGUGUUGAGCCCCUUGUUGGGGGCAUGGAGUUUGGCUAGGGCUGCGGUGGCAGAGGGACGUGUCUCGCCGGGCCUGGCACUUUUGGGCCAUGUGGUACACGCCAGCUGAGUGGCGGCCAUGAGGGAGCAGCAGGACGAGGCCGGCCUGUCCCUGGGCCAGGCCCGGCGGCUCAUUGAGGUCAUCCGCAAAAUAAAGAGCCAGAAGCAGCGGCCCUCACUUGAGCGCAUCAGCCAUGCCUUGGGCCAUCGGGCAGAUCUGGUGGAGCGUCAGCUGGAGCUGGCAGUUACCAAGGGCUUUGUCCUCAAGGUAAUGAACAAGGGCCAAUGUUCGUACAAGGAUGCUGAGACAUUGAAGCUUACCACCAAGAAAAAAUGUGGGGCCACCUCAUCUGCAUCUUCGGCGGCUGGCGGCGGCCCUGGGCGAGCCCGUGCUGCAGCGGUAGCGGCUGCCGCUGCUAUUGGUGCAGGCAUCCACCGGCGUACGGACCUUAUGCACUCUGCAGUCGAGGCUGUGCGCGCCCUUGGAGAGAAAGGUGGCUCAACUUUUCGUGCCAUCGUCAAGUUUGUGCGGCAGGCACUGCGGUUGGACCCUGGAGUGCGGUUGCGGCUUGCUGUGAAGCGUGCUGUCACAGCAGGCCGCUUGGUGCGUGUAGGUCGUCUUUACCGACUACCAGGCAGUGAGAGUGAUGAGUCUGAAAGUGACUCUGAUGAUGAACUUGAUGCCAGUGGCCGUCUGGGAGUAGGCAAGAAUGGGGACAUCGCAGGAAGGACAGGCCACAAGAGGAAGUCGGCACUCCAGGGACGCUGCUCGGUUUGUCAUGGAACAUCAAGGAACAACAGAAAUGGAGUGGCUGAGGAACUUAUUUCUUGUCACUCAUGCACACUUUCAGCCCAUCCGUCCUGUCUGAAGCACACUAAGGAGCUGGCACUGGUUCUUCUAAACUCCAGCAAGUGGCAGUGUUCCCAGUGCAGGAUGUGUUCUCAUUGUGGUAACAAGAAAGAGGGGGAACACUUACUGUGUUGUGAAAUCUGUGAUUCCCAUUUUCAUCUUCGAUGCCUGAAGCCCCCCUUGCUCAAGGCACCAAAAGGGUCUUGGAAGUGUGCAUCUUGCUCAAGGAAGAGGCUGAAGAGCAUCAACUUUGUAAAUAACUUGGCAUCAAAAAUCAAGCAGAAAAACAAACGUUUUCACAAUGGCAUGAUGCGGAAACAGAAAAUUACUACACUUGAUAGGGCGACCACAGAUGGUGUGAAGGUUUGCCGCUCUAAGUUGCACAACAGGAAAGAUGUGAAGCUGGCAGCACCACUGAGAGCUAAGCGGCCUGCAAACUGUCUUGUUACUUCAAGGUCUUCCUCAAAAAAAGGAACUUCAAAAUUGACACGGAGUGCUCGUGAUACACCAUCAGAUUUGCCUCCAUCUGUCUCUGAUAAAGAUGUGAAGACGUUCAAGAAAGCACAGGAGAUAGCGUUAAAGACAAUGGGCCAGGAUAUAGUUGUACCUGACCACCAGACAAGGUGCCCCGCUGCUAUUGAGUUUGGCCAGUACGAAAUACAGACUUGGUACUCAUCGCCCUACCCCCAGGAGUAUGCCAGGCUUCCAAAGCUCUUCCUUUGCGAGUUUUGCCUGAAGUACAUGAAGAGCCGAAGCAUAUUGUCUAGGCACCUGCACAAGUGCACCUGGUUUCACCCACCUGCCACGGAGAUCUACCGAAAGGGUGAGGUAUCUGUGUUUGAGGUCGAUGGAAACGUGAGCAAGAUCUACUGCCAGAACCUCUGCUUGUUAGCCAAACUUUUCUUGGACCACAAGACCCUUUACUAUGAUGUGGAGCCCUUUCUCUUCUAUGUGCUCACCAAGAAUGAUGCGAAAGGCUGCCACCUGGUGGGAUACUUCUCUAAGGAGAAGCACUGUCAGCAGAGAUACAAUGUGUCUUGCAUCAUGACCAUGCCACAGUACCAGAGGCAGGGAUUUGGACGCUUUCUCAUUGACUUUAGCUACCUGCUGUCACGGAAGGAGGGGUUGACUGGGACACCCGAGAAACCCCUCUCUGACCUGGGCCGCAUCAGCUACAUGUCCUACUGGAAAAGCAUCCUGCUCGAGUUCCUCGAUAACUACAAAGACAGCCACAUCUCUAUUCAAUGUUUGUCCUCAUCAACUGGUCUUAAUAUUCAUGACAUUGCAACUACACUGCAGCAUCUUAACAUGUUCAAGAAAACUGGUGGUGAGAAGAGCCGCAUAGUCAUCAGCAUCGACAAACAAAUGCUCAGUGAGCAUAUGGCAAAGGUUCACUCUGGAAGGGACCGGAGAAUUAUCUUGGACCCUGAGUGUCUUCGCUGGACGCCCCUGGUCACUCAGCCACAGUUCAGGGAUGAAGAGCCUGAGGAGGAAGAGCAGCAGAAACAUCAGCAACAAAAGCAGCAACAAAAGCAGCAACAGCAGCAGCAACAGCAGCCGCAGCAGCAGCAGCGCCAGCAACGUCGCCACCCAAGAGAUACACCUGAAGUUGAGGAGGUAAAGAAGAAACGACCAAAGUUGAUGUCGCCUGCUGUUACUGCAGCUGCAGAGCAACGCACACAAAAACAGCCUGCGCCCAUGAAGAAGCCAAACCGUCGGCGUAAGAAAAGGAUACCCUGGCUAAAGAGGAAGCCAGCCAGAAGUGUGCCACGAGUACCUCAGGCAGUUGUCAACAGCAUAGAAGGGAGUGGCUCAGAGUCUGCAGAUAUUGCCCAGGAGGUGCCACGCGCUCCUGUUCGGAACCUAAGGCGCCUCUCUGAAGCAGCCAAGGCUGCUGAGCCAGAUGCCGCAAGAGAAGAACCGCCCGCUCGAAGGCUGAGGACCAAGGAGCCUGCCCAGACACCCACUACGUCUGCGGAAGCACCGCGAGCUGCAACUGAAACAGCGGCAACCCACCUCAGGAGCAUUCCUGGACACAAAGGCAUGGUGCUGCCGCCUAAAAAGUCUCGCCGUGGUGUCCGUCUCAUUGGCAUGGAGAUUCCGGAGCAAAAUGAAGCAGCGCCUGUUGUUGAACAGCUGGGGAGAACCACCAGUGAUUUGGGCACCCAGGAGGCAGCACAAGCAGCAACGAUGUCUCCAGUUCCAGCUCAGCAGCAGCUGGUGGGCGCCACAACCAGACGACGAAGCAGCCGUGUGGAGAGCCAACCUCAGCUACGGCCUCGGCGUACCCGCAGUGUGGAAGUGUCCAAAGAGGAGUCUGCACCACCUGUGCUGGCUCCAGAGGAUGCCCCACCACCCACUGUCAGAGCAGUCAAGAGCCCUGUUGCCGAAGAAGCUCCUAGGCCACCAGUGUUGGAAGCAUUUGAGAACAGCAAUUCCAAUGGACCAUCUACACGGAGGGGUACAAAGCGACUCAAGAGAAUGCUGCGAAGAGGCAGGCCUCCUAAGAAACAGUACAUUCCAGUGGAAUCUCCUAAGGCAGAAGAUGCUGUGAAUUCAGAGAACAAUGGCUUGCCCAGCAUAGUUGAUGACUCAGCUGAGGACACACACAUACCAGUCACGACUGAAGAAGAUGAACAUGUGUGUUCUCCAAAAGAAGCUCCCUCUAAGCCAUCAUCACCAAGUGAUCUUCCAGUGAAAGAGCAGGACGCCGAACCAUCUGCAGUCAUUACCACCGCAGAGACCAAUAGUGAAGAUAACCAGGAGAAGGACGAUGCCGUGGAGCAGCCCUCUGAGAAUGAUGCAUCUGGAGAGAGUGACAUUGUUAGUUGCAGUGGGAAGCCAGAGGAAACGGCAUGCAAGGAGGAAGCUGCAGUUGCUGAAGAGACUAAGCAUGAUGAUAGCAGAGCAGCGGCUGAUGAAAAGUCCUCUCCAGAAGCUCGGAGUGCUGGAAGUCCUGUGCAGCUCAUAUGUGAAGAACAAGAAGAGCCAACUGCAGUGGAAAACGUGCAGCACACUCCUGCUGUAGCAAUUGCAUCACUGCCAGAGGUGCAGCCAGAAGAGCAAAACGAUAGGGAAUUGUCAGCACCCAAGGAGCAGCAAGAGGCUGUCAUUGAAACCUGCAGUUUUCAACAGAGCCCAAAAGAAAGUGGCAGUCAUCAAGAUGUGCCAAGUGUGCCAGACUGCGUUGAGAACGAUCUUGUAGACUCUUUGGAGCCUCGGCCUCCAGUAACAUUGCUUCCAAGUGAUGCAAUAACAAAUAAUGCUUCUGUAGUAAGCACAAGCAGCCAAGAAAGUCAAGACAUUGUGGUUGACAACCCAUCACCACAGGUGCAAAUGCCUCCAACACCAAUCACUCCCCAGACUCCUGGAUCCAAUCCAGCAUCUCAACAGACCUGCCUUUCAAACCAGUCGAGCUGUGGUGUGGACGAAGGAACUCAUGCCGGCAGUUACGACUCCAUGCUGGGCCACAGCCCGGCCAGCAUGAUGGGCUGUUCGCCUCAUGACCUCUCCAUGGACGCCAGCAGCCUGAAGGCCACCCCACCCGUGGAGCCCCAUCGCUACCAGGAGCCGCGGGAGGUGACAAGGGGCCCCCGAGGGGACCCCAUGGAAACGGCGCGCAUGGAGAUGAUGCGGCCAGGCCGGCUGGCGGCCCCAUCUAAACCAGAUCUGAGCUGUCUUGGAGUAUACACUCCAGAUUCCUCUAGUAGCAGUGUUAUGUCUAGUGGUGGUUACACUCCAAUGGAUAUGGAACAAUUGCGAGAAGCUGGCCAGCUUCGUGAAGUGAACCAGCUGCGUGAUAUGAAUGCAUUGAGAGAACCUAAUCAGCUGAGGGAAGUCAGCCAGCUUAGAGAUGUCAACCACCUGCGAGAAGCAAACCAAUUAAGAGACAUCAACCAGCUGCGAGAUGUUAGCCAGUUACGCGAUGUGAACCACCUGCGUGACAUUAAUCAGUACCGUGAUAUUAAUCAGCUGCGCGAAAUGAACCAGAUGCGCGAGGUGAGCCAGGUGCGCGAGGUGAGCCAGGUGCGCGAGGUGAGCCAGGUGCGCGAGGUGAGCCAGGUGCGCGAGAUGAACCAGGUGCGCGAGAUGAACCAGGUGCGCGAGAUGAACCAGGUGCGCGAGAUGAACCAGGUGCGCGAGAUGAACCAGAUGCGCGAGAUGAACCAGGUGCGCGAGAUGAACCAGAUGCGCGAGGCAAACCAGAUGCGAGAAGUGAGCCAAAUGCGCGAGGUGAACCAGAUCAAUCAGAUCCGCGAUGUGAACCAAAUGCGCGAAGUUGGCCAAAUGCGUGAAGUUGCCCAGAUGCGCGAGGUCAACCAGCUGCGUGACAUUAACCAGCUGCGCGAAGUCAACCAGCUGCGUGAAGCCAGCCAGCUGCGCGAGAUAAGCCAGUUGCGUGAGGCAAACAGGCAUGAAGUGAACCAGCUUCGUGACAUGAACCAGCUGCGCGACAUGAAUCCCUUGCGUGAAGCCAGUCCACUAUGUGAUGUGAACCAGUUGAGGGAGAUGGGCCAGCGGCGCCUGGAUUCUCCUGCUUCAUCCCUGGUGGCUGGGGAACCUCAGGGGCCUCUCGAGCAUUUGGGCAGCCCUUUCCCCGACUGCACUCAUACAAGGCCCCCACAGGCGCACCACCGGCAGCAGCCGCAGCCUCAUCGGCAGACACCGCAGCAGAGCUACUGCCGGCCGGUGACAAGUGCGCCCCUUUCGCAGGGAGCCUUUGUGGCGGCUCAGGCAGCCGUGGCACAGGCCCAGGCACAGGCCUCAGCUGGGGUGCCAAGCAUGAUGCAGGGCAUGGUGCUUAUGCCACCGGCCUCCAACUACAUGAGCAUCUCGGGACCGGGGGGUGGCGGCCCCUCUUAUGUAAUGGGUGUGCCCGUGGGCAGUAUGAUGGCCGCUUCGGGUCCCCCACAGCGAGGUUUCUCACAUGGCUAUGCCUACGGGCCGGCCUCCAACGCCUCGUGCAGCCUCGCCAAGCUGCAGCAGCUGACCAACGGCAUCAUGGACAUAGCGCCGGGCUCUCCGGGGCAGAGUGCAGCCGCCGCCGCCGCAGCUGCCGCAGCCUGCGCCAUGACUCCUCCUGCCGCGCCGGCCGCAUCGCGGGCCUUGUCUCACGGCCAACCCUAUGGGUCCCCUACAGCGGCCCCACCAGCCGGCUCAACCAAGUACGCGCCACGUUACCAGCGCGCACCCCUGCUUUCGAGCUACCAGGGAGCGCUCAACGGCUACCGGCAGGGGACGCCUGCGGGGCCCUACUUGCAGCAGCCAGCCCCCAUGCAGAUGGUACAGCCUCAGUACCAGGAGCCCUCCCAGAACCCCAUGUACACCUAUAGCUACCUGAGUGGCAGCUUGCCUCCCCAGACUCUCAACUCCAUGAUGCGCCGCUGAAGCCCUGUAUAUAUACACCUGUGAUUUCUCUUGUCCGCUGGCCCCUUCAGUGUGCAUGUUGGCGUAGAUAUGUACAUAUGUAGAUGUUCGCUUUAGUGCUGGUUGAGUUGGCAGCUUCGGAUGGACCAACCACCUCCUCUGUGUUUCUUGAUCAAUUCCAUCGGAGGUGUGUGGCAAGGCUGGCAUUAACCUGGCAGUGAACCAGGCAUAUUGGCCAGUUUAUGUGCAGACUUGUAUUUUGCGGGUAAACAAGCUGUCCAUUUAUCAGACAACCUUGUUUUAAGACCAGCAGUGGUUACACGAUGGGGGCCCUUAACUAAAUAUGUAUGUUGCUGUCUAAGCUUGCAUUGUUUUGCACUGUAGUAUUCUUACUGGCUGUUUUCAGCCUUUCGCUUUUCUUUUUUUUUUAUCAGCUGCAGUAGCCACAUCUAGUGCUGUUUCAAUUUUUACUGCUUUGUUACUUAAGGCACGACAUUUUAGUUUUUUCUAUGUUAGUCUUGUCCAAAACGUGUCAAUACCUUCUUGGAAUGGCGCUUGGAGAAUUGUGCAUUUUCUUGUCAAUAAAGAUCGUAACACUCACACAUGCAGUUGAGCAUGUCAGUAGUUGAUUUAUCAAUACUCUGGUGGGUGAUGUCUACCUCUGGCUGGAACCACAGUGUCUCGGCAAAAUCAUGCAUUUCAGUGUUAUACCGGGCACAUAAUUAGCCAGUCAUUUUCUACUUGCUUUAGUUUAAAAUCAGGUUGCCUGAAUUUGACUUAUCACUGUUUAAUUUUUAUAAAAGCAAUCGUACUUCUUCACUUGCUAAAAGUACACCACAAGUGCCUUGUUGAUUUUUGACAAGCCUGGAUACGGACAAGUGUGUUCCAAGUUUAAUUUCAAAAGAUCAUAAAGUAUUUGCUUGCAAUAGGUGAGACAUUCUCUGUCAUCUAUACUGCAUUAAUCUGCAUGAUGUUUGUGAAAUGUGCAACACUGGCAACUUGCAUAUUCAGACAGCCUUGUGGUGUUGGAUUUAAGUGAUUAAAGAAAACUGCAGAGAACUAACCAGGAAGCUUAGUUGUGCAGGAACCAUGUUUGUAUUCGUACAGUGGUAACUUAGCACACUAUCUAAGUCGAGCACAUAAUCAUUUGUUUUACAGACCCCCUUGAGCAUGAUACCUGUAUAUAAAUAAGAGUGUGCUAGCCAUAGGGAACAGUCAGCCAAAUUGUGACAUGGCAGAUGGUUGGUCCACCUAAGGAAUGCAUGAAAAAUCUGUUCUUUGCUAGUGUAUUUUUGUAGAUUCAAAGUGUUAAUUGCUCCUCUGUGACUAUUUAUUUCGCAGCUAUCGUGACGCUCAUAGUUGGCUUGCAGUGAUCAUGUAACCGUUUUGGUUGCGUUACCUUUUAAAUAUAAUUUAAUAUUUUUAUCUAGCCCCUUUACUGCACCGUGACUGUUAUGAUGUGAAGUGUACUGGAAAUAUUAUGGAUGAGAGCAUAGAAUGUGUCGUUGUUGAAACAGGUCUAAUGGAGUGGCUGUCAUAUCUCUUUGUUUUCAGUGCAGAUUUGUUGCUCUGUGUCAUUUGCACUUCAUCUGUUCUAGGCAGGUUCUCCCCUUCACUCGGACUCUCAAAUUGAAUAUUGUUGAGUCGCCUGUUUCUUAUACCCGGGUUUUGCUGUAAUAGCACAGCUACUACAGUUCAAAUUAAUAAAAGCAAAUGAGGAAAGCAUUUUUGUUUCAAGCCA